This is a messenger RNA of Parathielavia appendiculata, 1627 nucleotides long. RefSeq lists its product as uncharacterized. The record is from RefSeq and is a predicted model, not a curated record. The transcript has a single exon. NCBI's taxonomy places the organism in Eukaryota, Fungi, Ascomycota, Sordariomycetes, Sordariales, Chaetomiaceae. The coding region runs from base 45 to 1199 and encodes 384 amino acids.
CUCGUUCAUACCUGCGGUUCAGCAAAUCAACAGCCAACGAACCUAUGACGACCUACCUGUCCCGGUCCUCCAUGGGGUCCAUCCCUCCGAGCUACAGCUACAACCCCCAGGACGUCGAGCUCUCCCGCUUCGACAGCCCUUCGCCCUCUUCUUCCACUACAUUUAGCGACCCACCUUCCUACAGUGAAGCAGCUUCCUCGUUCCACCCCACAACCCACCUCCAGAUCGAAACCGCGGGAAAGUCAUGGUGCUCCCUGCCGUUGCCGCUCAGUCCGGAGCCGAUCCCGGUCUUUGCCCUGCACCCUGAGGAUUCCAGCUCCUCGGUCGCCUCCCAGUCCACCCCCAAAUACACGUCCAUCCGCCCGGAGCGUUCCUCGGGGAGUUGUUACCUCGUCGCCUCCGACAUAACCCAAACCCCGUCCGACAACGACCUGCUCCCAGUUCUCGCAACAACAACCUACCGCUUCGGUCCCAACCGCCCACCCCGCGUGCGCCUCUACUCUCCCCACUCACCGGGUCUCUCAACAUCGGUCUUGGAAGCAAUCCUCUUCCCAACCAAGUCCAAACACCACACUCCUGGCGACGUCGACGACUCCCCCACGCCCGAGGAGGCAGACCAAGUCCAGCCGUGGGACGAGUUCCACAUCAACUCCCUCGGCUUGUUCACCCGCGCCGUCACCUUCCGCACCCGGCUGGGCACCUUUGAGUGGCGGUACGCCUCGCGCCGCGAACGCCACGCCCUCUCGCGCGCCCUCGGCGGCCAGGACAUCAUCUCCAGCCUGCUGGUCUUGGAACGGGUAACCCGCGUCGCGCGCGCCCAAAACUUGCCCACAUCAUCAUCAUCGCGGCGAACAUCCCUCUUCCAUCAAAACAAUAAGAAAGACUAUGACGAAACCAUUCGCACGACGAUCGCGCACUUUAUCCGCGGCGCGAGCACCCGCACGCCGGGCACGAGCGUCCGCGACGCCGGCAACGGCGGCAGGCUUGUCAUGGACCUGCGGCUGUGGGAAGAUAAUAGUAUGCCACCCCAAGCUGGGGAGGACGGGAACGCUGAAGGCGGCGUGUCGAAGCUGGACCGCGAGAUGGCGGGCGUGUUGGUCGUCGCGACAUGUCUGGUCAUGCUGAAGCGGGAGGUGGAUCGCAGGCGGGCACAGCAGGCUGCUAUCCUCGCUGGGGCCGUUGGCGGGGGAGGCUCGUGAGAUUUCUCUUUUACUCUCUUUGUUUGGGAGGUUGCUUGAGAGUUUAAUUUCGUGGUUCCCAUUGUGUACAUCUAGGGGAAAGCGACGAAAGCGACGGGAUCAGGUUCAGCCCAGGGGUUUUUGCUUUCUUUUUUUUCUCUUCCUUUCCCUCCUGAUUCUUUUCCCUUCCUGUUUCUUUUACCUUUCUUACUGGCCUGUCAAGAUCGCUAGACCGUGGUUCAUAGGAAUGUACUGGAUCGUAUCUGAGAGGCAUUGUUUCACAGUUGGGUAACCGUAUGGUCCCGUUCUCUGCGUUACUUGACAAGACGCACCUUUUGCUUCCCGUCGCUCGUUGAAGAGAGUGUGGUGACAAGAACAAAAUAGGGCAUAACUACUCCGUAAACCCAAUUAACAAGAUUCCCCAACCUGUGCAUUUCUUCUUGUGUGCC